AUGGAUCAAAUCCCUCGAAGUUAUCUUCGAAUACAUGGUGACCGAAUCCACUGCGCACUAUUGUUCUUGAAGAAUGAAGCCAGAAAUUGGUGGGAAGGCGCAAAGUGUGGGAUCGAUCUAGCAAAUACCACUUGGGAAGCUUUCAAAGUUCUUUUCUUCGAAAAGUACUUUUCCAGGAAUGUCCGAGCACAAAAGCUUAAGGAGUUUCUCGAACUCAAACAAGGAAACCUAACCGUUGCCGAAUUCACUCGUCGUUUCGAGCAAGGAAGCUUCUAUGCACCUUUCAUUUCCAUGUACGACACCGAGAAAAUGAAUCACUACCUAAGGGGCCUCAACCCGAUAUUCAAGCGCGACGUUCGACUAACCUCUGCUUAUACUUUCCGCGGAGUAGUGGACAAGGCCUUAGAAGCCGAACAAGACGAGAUGGAAAUCCGACAAUGCAGACCUCCUCAAGAUGGCUUUUCUCGACCAUGGAAGAAACCGAACCUCAACAACGCCAAAGGAAAGCAACCGAUCAACCGAGCAACCGCGACCCCGAGAAACAAGACCUUUUGCCCUAAAUGCAAUCGAGAGCACUCAGGCAAUUGUGUUGCCGGAACCAACCACUGUUUUCGAUGCAAGAAGCCCGGACAUAUGGUCCGGGACUGCCCAAUCGCCCCGAGACAAGUGCCGGGACGAGUAUUCGCCAUCAUGACUAGACACCAAGCCGAAGCCAACCCGUCAAUGAUCGCAGGUACCGUUAAUGUCUAUAAUAAUUCCGUGUAUGCCCUCAUCGAUUCCGGAUCAACUCACUGA
Erythranthe guttata (spotted monkey flower) is the source of this 795-nucleotide messenger RNA. RefSeq lists its product as uncharacterized. NCBI's taxonomy places the organism in Eukaryota, Viridiplantae, Streptophyta, Magnoliopsida, Lamiales, Phrymaceae. Gene Ontology annotation, molecular function: nucleic acid binding; zinc ion binding. The record is from RefSeq and is a predicted model, not a curated record.